Molecule: messenger RNA, 2638 nt
Organism: Linepithema humile (Argentine ant)
Lineage: Eukaryota; Metazoa; Arthropoda; Insecta; Hymenoptera; Formicidae
Source: RefSeq, a predicted model, not a curated record
CUCGCACGAAGUUUGCAUAUGAGACAAACAAGUAAGAGGGGAUCACCCGAUCACAUUUAGCGCUAAAUGUCAGGCGUAAAUACGUGAUUCACAGUGUAGAGUAAUAGCGUCAAGAGGAGCAGACCUGCUUGAACCUUGAAGGGAAAGGAGGAAGGAAGAGGUGAAGUGGGGGUGCCCCUCUAUCGCGAUCCUGAGGCCGACCGGUGACCGUAGACGGGCGGCGGUAGAUAGUCCGCGCUCGUAGCAGCGCUGGCACGCGUUCGUUACUUGGUAAAAUGGCCGACCACAGAGAACGGGAUUCGUAUUACUCGCAGACGGAUCUGCGCUCGAAAAAUGACGACCCGCCGAACUCGCGGCUGUUCGUCAUCUGUCACAAGAGCCUGGAGGAGGACGAUCUCAGGAAGGCGUUCGAGAAGUUCGGCAAGAUCGAGGACAUCUGGGUGGUUAAGGACCGUAGCACGGGCGAGAAUAAAGGUGUUACGUACAUCAAGUUCUCCAAAACAUCAGAGGCGGCGUUCGCUCUGGAAGAGAUGAAUGGCAAGAUGCUGGGCUCCGUUGGCAGACCUAUUAAAGUGAUGAUCGCUUCGAAUCGAGAUCAAGGCUCAGUGCGUGAGACAAAUGAAGAAGAGAGGUGGGUCCGUUUAUUCUGCGUAUUGCCAAAAUCGAUGACCGACAGCGAACUGCAACAGGAAUUCUCCAAGUUCGGUGCGAUCGAGUAUGCCACUGUGGUGAAGGAUCGCAGCACAAACGAGUCCAAAGGUUUUGGUUAUGUAAAGUUCAAGAAGGUGUCAAGUGCGGCACGCGCGUUUGAGGAAUGCGACAGGAAGUACAAGGCGGUGUUUGCCGAGCCGAAGAAACCAAAACCUGAUCACAACGAUGCAAAGUACAAUAACGGCCUGUCUACCGCGUAUGACGGUACUGGCAACAGUUACGGUACGUCAAACUUUGGCAAGAGCAGCAUCAGUCUGGAGAUUGCCACCAAUUAUCCCAAUUCGGAGGGCUACAUGCGUCUGCAGGUGAUCGCGCAUCCGGCGUUAAACCAGGAUCAGCUGUGGAAGCUGUUCGACAUAGUGCCUGGCUUGGACUACUGCCACUUGAAGGCCGAUGUGAGAUACAGAAUGCCGCGUGGCCAGGCAGUCGUCGUGUAUAACAAUCCAAGCGCGGCGGCGUACGCGCGCGAGAAGUUUCACGGUUUCGAGUAUCCGCCUGGUCACCGGAUGAUCGUCAAGCCGGACUUGACGAGCGCGCCGCCGAAGAACGCGGUGAAACCCGGCGGUUCGACAACCGGCAGCGUCACCAGCGCGAGGACGGAUCUGGCACAUCUGGCGGAGACUAUCGCUCAGGCAACAUCGUUGAUACAAGCGGCCGGACUGACAGCACCGAGUUUAGAUCACAUGUGCGUGAAGCUACCGCCGGUGCAGCCGAUGGCGAGUAUAGACGCCGAAGUUGCUAAGAGAUGCUUUAUCGUGUGUGGUCCACCGGUGCCGCCCAUCUACGCCAUGAAGGACGCAUUUUGCCGGUUUGGGAAUCUCAUAGAUGUAUAUAUGUUACCCGGAAAGAACUGCGGCUAUGCCAAAUAUGCGAGCAUCGACAGCGCGAACGAGGCCAUUGAGGUCCUGCACGGUCAAGAGAUCUGUGGUUCUCGGCUGAAAGUACUAGAGGCGGAGGAACGGAACGUCGGCGAGGAUCGGCGAAAGCGAUUACGAAUGGACGAGGACGAGAAUUGAGCGUGUUUUAUACAAAAAAAUAAUGUGUAUCUCACUGACUGGUAUACACAAGCCGGACGCACGCAACAAAAUGAGACGAAUUUAAAGACUACUCACUUGACCACGUCAAGGGCCUGCAUCCAGGGAAAACUACUCCAACUACCUACCUAUAAAUAUAUAUUUAACUAUUCGCUCACGUUCGCGCAACCACGUUACUGAAACGUUUAACUGCUACUCUACUACUGCUACUUCUUGUCCUUUUACAUGUUCGUUUACACACGAUGCAUUGUGCGCGCGCGCGCGCGCGCGCGUGCACACGGACAAUCCGUGUUUCUGUUAUUUUAAGAGGCCUGUGCGAACGGUUGAUGUCGUUGGGCGUUUGUUAAUUGUUGCACCAUAAAGAACAUGGAUCGCAGAAAGAUUAUUCUCUCUGUGCAUUUCCCUCUCUCUGCGAGGAUCGGGAGAAACAAUGUGCAUACUUGACAUGUUAGGUGCUAUUAGUUUCUUGAACUGAUUCUUGCGCAGACGAAUCGGAGAUGUGCAACAACUCCUUUUUUUGAAUCCGAUUUUUAUCUCUCUUUAUUCCUUCAAAGUGUUGAUAAUUAUUAACGAUACAUCACAUUCUCUCGGACGGUGAGCUGUCCGAGAUGUUUGCACCAAACGUCGCUGUGAAACUCGACGUCUUUGUGAGGACUGACGAUAGCGUAUGCUUAGCAUGAAGUGUUCUAUCGUUAAUUGUUCUUAAUUGAAAUGCGAUAUUUUUCUGUAUAUAAUAUACGUAAAUUUUUUGAAGAGACAAUGAAGUAAGUAGAACUGUUUUGGAAGAGAAAAAGAAUGCCAAUGCUACCUGUUCGCACAGACUUUUAGAUAUUAACCUGUGCCUUAGGUUUAGCAAAGAAAUUUUUUGUUUAUAAUUAAAUUUCUGUACUUUU